Molecule: messenger RNA, 1100 nt
Organism: Peromyscus leucopus (white-footed mouse)
Lineage: Eukaryota; Metazoa; Chordata; Mammalia; Rodentia; Cricetidae
Product: olfactory receptor 2A12-like
Biological process (GO): G protein-coupled receptor signaling pathway
Cellular component (GO): membrane
Molecular function (GO): G protein-coupled receptor activity; olfactory receptor activity
Source: RefSeq, a predicted model, not a curated record
AUGUGUCAGGUGACACAUAAAGAACGUGAUUCCCUUACAGGCCCCACCAUGUGGAUGAUUCCAGGGCAGAACCAAAGCUGGGUUUCUGAGUUUGUCCUGCUUGGCUUCUCCAGUGACCCCACAACCAACAGCAUCCUCUUCAUUGUGUUCCUUCUCAUCUACCUAUGCUCAGUCCUGGGCAACGGGCUCAUCAUCAUGCUGAUCUGCCUGGACACACAGCUGCACACUCCCAUGUACUUCUUCCUCUGUAUACUUGCCCUGUUGGAUAUGUGCUAUGUCACCACCACCAUGCCCCAGAUGUUGGUGCAUCUUCUUGCUCACUCUCAGACCAUCUCCUUUGCUGGCUGCUGGCUGCAGAUGUUUGUGUUUGGUGCCCUGGGUAUGACUGAGUGCACCUUCUUUGUUGUCAUGGCUUAUGACAGAUAUGUGGCCAUUUGCUACCCACUGCGUUAUACUGUCAUCCUCAACUGGGGACUGUGCGUAUGGUUGGCUGCUGGGACAUGGAUCUGUGGUUUCUUCUUUUCUGUGCUGCAUACUUUCUUCACCAUGAGUCUGCCAUAUUGUGGGCCCAACAAGGUCAACCACUAUUUCUGUGAAGGUCCUUCAGUGCGUAGCCUGGCUUGUAUGGAUACCCACCUCAUUGAGAUGAUAGAUCUGGUCUUGAGUAUUUUUGUGGUUGUUACUCCCAUUUUCCUCAUUGUGGCCUCCUACAUUCAUAUUGCCAAGGCUAUUCUCAAGAUCAAGUCCACCCAGGGUCGCUGCAAGGCUUUCUCUACCUGUGCCUCCCACCUGACUGUGGUCACAUUCUUCUAUGGUCCAUGUACUUACAUCUACAUGAGGCCCAACUCCAGCUACUCCCCUGAGCGAGACAAGCAGGUCUCACUCUUUUACAAUGCCUUCACAGCCUUGCUCAACCCCGUGGUGUACAGUCUACGGAAUAAGGACAUCAAGAGAGCAUUUCUUAAGGUGUUGGGCCAUAGUAGGGUAGACUGCUGAGCCAGAAUCCAGGACAAGCUGAGUUAGAGUUCAAUGUUUAAGAAAGGGACAGUGUCUUUAUUGUAUCUAACUGACUAAUGUGUUUGAACUCACAUAGUUAACUG